Messenger RNA from Serpula lacrymans var. lacrymans S7.9, 563 nucleotides. RefSeq lists its product as uncharacterized. The transcript is spliced from 2 exons. NCBI's taxonomy places the organism in Eukaryota, Fungi, Basidiomycota, Agaricomycetes, Boletales, Serpulaceae. The record is from RefSeq and is a predicted model, not a curated record. The coding region runs from base 98 to 331 and encodes 77 amino acids.
AACCGGGGAGAAUCACGAUUUAGAGCGAAAUGACAGGACGUGGUGUAAUAAGGACUAAGCUUAGUUCCCAAACACGUUAAAAGUACGAGGCUUUGCCAUGUCAAUUCAGGGCCCUACCAGUCGGGUAGUGGCAUGGGAGUGCGCCACUGCGGAUGAAGAGUGCAUGGAACAAGCUUUAAGGUGGGAGAUGACGGGGAGUGGUGUCGUCAAGGACGUCUAUGUAGUCGCAUCUAGAUUUGAGAAAGUGAUCAGCGAUAGACUGAGGCGCAGGUUGGACGUCCGCGGGAAGAAGCUGUCAGAGAUCGGCAAACGGGCAAGCCUAUUAAUAUGAUGUGCUGCACGCACACCUGUGUUGCUGAGAAAGGACGAUAAUAAAAAUAAAUGGAUAUGGCCACGGGGGUAGAGUUUAUGGGGCCAACCAGAGAAGCGUGUAAGAUGAUUGAGGCAACGGGAUAUUGGUAUGGAUAUAUGGCGAAUGAAGAGCAUGCAAGAGCUUUAUGGUGAGAGCCAAGGGAGUUGUAGUAACGGUUAUAAUGAAAAUGAGUACAAUCGAAGUCAAAGAG